AUGGUAAAGACUCGCGUUCCAUUGGAUGAUGCAAGGAUAAAACAAUAUGAGAGUGAAGCGAUAAUACAGGGGCCUGCUAAGAGAUUGGAUCUCAGUAUUAGUCCAUCUCUAAUCGGCCAUAAGAACAAAUCAACUGGGAAAUUUGAAGACCUAACGAGUCCCUAUACAGUUAACAACAAACCUUUGAUCCUGAAACCAUGGACUGUGAACUUCGACUUUACAAAAGAAUUUCUCACUGAAAUUCCCAUGUGGGUGGUGCUACCAAAUCUCCCUAUGAGUUGCUGGGGUGGUCAAUCUCUGAGUAGAAUUGCAAGCGCAAUAGGAAGGCCUUUGUAUGCUGAUGAGUGCACUUCUAAACAAAAAAGGAUCUCAUAUACUCGUAUGCUUAUUGAAAUCAAUGUUACUCGACCACUUCCCUCUAGUGUCACUAUGUGGGAACCUGAAUGGAGGCAAUUUGAUCAAAUGAUAGAGUAUGACUGGAAACCGGAUUUUUGCGAAGUGUGCUUGAAAAUAGGCCAAUGUUGCAAGCAGAUUGAGGCUGAGAAGCAUAAAGUUGAACAACCUAGAAGAAGAAGGAGACCAAUUGGCAAUGCACAACCUGCCCCACAACAAGCUCCACAACCAGUGGGACCUCAAAAGGUGAUCCAGGAAUGGAGAACAAAGAAGCCUGCUGAGGUGAGGGAAAAGCCUACUGAGCACUUGGAAGCAAAUAAGCCAGCUACAGGGAUGUAUGAUCAUCAAGUUCCUGAGAAAGGACAACUACUACUGUCUAUUUGUGAAGAGCAGCCAAUGGUAAGAAGCAAGGAGAUUCAUAAGGAGGACCAGCUACCCCAGAGAAGCCCUGAGUUGAGCUGUAUUAGGGAGUUUCCGGCUUUAUCUACUAGUGUUCAGAGGGUAAGCAAUGCAACAGUGAAAUCAGGUGGGAAUGGGAAUCAGAAAUGCUUGCCUACAACAGAUAGUGGGCCUCUUAUACCAGCCUAA
Molecule: messenger RNA, 981 nt
Organism: Nicotiana tabacum (common tobacco)
Lineage: Eukaryota; Viridiplantae; Streptophyta; Magnoliopsida; Solanales; Solanaceae
Source: RefSeq, a predicted model, not a curated record